Messenger RNA from Ilex paraguariensis (yerba mate), 759 nucleotides. NCBI's taxonomy places the organism in Eukaryota, Viridiplantae, Streptophyta, Magnoliopsida, Aquifoliales, Aquifoliaceae. The record is from the annotation of a GenBank genome assembly.
AUGCUGCAUUGCCAAGUUUUCUGCAACCCUACUAGACCCGCAUUUUUGGGGGAUGCGCCCAUCACCCUGAAUGAUUUGCUGAAUCAAAGUAGACGGUGGUCCAUGGGCCUACUUGAUGUGGGCUUUUGUAAGCAUAGCCCAAUGAACACUUUCCACGCCCACACUAUUCUUUCUGGUCCAUUUGGUGUAUUCCCAUCAUCAUAUAUGCCUUCUUGCCCCAAGCUAGCUCUCCUCAACUCUUUCCAUAUCUUUCCAAAGGUCUUAGACACUUGGUUUUACAUGUAUGCAUUUCUUUUCCUCGGAGCCUAUGGAAAAGAUUUUCUCGACUUCAUGUUAGCAGGAGGAACAGCCCAAAGGUGGUGGAACAAUCAGAGAAUGUGGAUGGUUGGGGACUUUCAAGUUUUCCAUUUGGAAUGCUUACUCAAGUACCUUGGCUCAUCAACGUUUGUAUUCAACGUCACAAGCAAGGAGGUUGAGAAUGAACAAAACAAGCAAUACGAACAACGGAUUUUCGAGUUCAGAGUCACGUCCCCUCUGUUCUUGCCCAUUACAACAGCUGCGAUAAUCAAUUUGAUCUCUUUUUUUCGAGGCAUCGUACAGGUCUGGAGGUUUGGAAGCUUUGAAAAACAGUUUAGGCAGAUGUUCCUUGCCGGUUUUGUGGUGUUAAAUAGCUGGCCAGUGUAUGAAGGCUUAGUCUUGAUAACUGAUAAGGGAAAGAUGCCUAUGAAGGUCAAAAUUGACAUCAAUGACUCUUGCUAG